Molecule: messenger RNA, 3037 nt
Organism: Nelumbo nucifera (sacred lotus)
Lineage: Eukaryota; Viridiplantae; Streptophyta; Magnoliopsida; Proteales; Nelumbonaceae
Product: ATP binding microtubule motor family protein
Biological process (GO): regulation of DNA-templated transcription; microtubule-based movement
Molecular function (GO): microtubule binding; DNA binding; ATP binding
Source: RefSeq, a predicted model, not a curated record
UUUCCUGAAAUCAUUCCCCAGAUUUGCAACCUUCCCUCUUCUUUUCAUUCCCCCUUCUUUGUCCUGCCCUCCAGUUUAGCUACUACAGCUAUCCCGAAUGAUAAUACAACGCUUUCAGGCCUUUUCCCGCUAAUUCCCGGCAAGAAGUACAAUUUUCCGGCGAGAUCUUUGAAUUUCUCCUAUAUUUUGAUCAUCCUGGGCAACUGCGUCUGAGAGGAAAUUGAAGGGCAUGUUUGAAUAGGAAGGUUCCUCUUGGCCUUCUCUGGCUAUUCUUCGGUUCUUUUAGGAUGCCUGUUUCGACCCGCUCGCAGAUCCUCAGCAACCAAGAUGAGCCAACUAUCGACCAGCCAUCACGACCCGGGACCGAUCAAGAAGACUCCCAGCCGGGUCCUCCUCCAUUACGGAAUCUGCAUCACGGGUUGAAAGAGAAGAUGAAAGCUCUUACAUUGUUAUACGAGCAGCAGAAAAAGGCUUCGGCCGCUCUGAGAAACCAGUCUACAAGAACCGAGGAACGGCGGUUCUCCACCCAUCCGAGUGUCGAUCUACUAGGCUCUGGUAAAAGAGACGAUAAAGAACCAAAACGGAGUCCCGUGAUGAGAGAAAAGAGUCAAAACACGUUACCAAAUUCCACUGUCACAAGGACAUUCGUGUUGCCACCACCGCCGUGUAUCCCCACCGCUGUUCCCGAUGAUUCGAAGGAGAAUGUUAUGGGUGCCGAUCGGAUUGUGGGGUUUACUUGCCCGAGGAAAGGGACGAUGCCGACCACCGUGGCGAGGAAGCUCUCCUUGGGAAGUUUUGUUCCACAGUCUGAACCUAGAGGCAUAGGAGCGACUAAAGUUGCUCAAGAAUAUGAUACUGUUUCAGAUAAUGCUGGGGUGGGUAGCCGGAUUCUUGUUUUCGUGAGGCUCAGACCCAUGUCCAAGAAAGAGAAAGAAGCUGGGUCGCGGAGCAGCGUUCGUAUAGUCAACCGGCGGGAUGUUUAUCUCACAGAGUUUGCACAUGAGAACGACUAUCUCCGGCUGAAAAGACUACGUGGACGCCAUUUCACCUUUGAUGCUUCGUUCCCGGACACUACAACCCAACAGGAAGUUUACUCCACCACAACGGCCGAUCUCGUUGAAGCAGUCUUGCAAGGGAGGAAUGGAUCAGUGUUCUGCUAUGGUGCGACGGGAGCUGGAAAGACAUACACAAUGUUGGGAACUGUAGAAAACCCAGGUGUGAUGGUGCUAGCAAUUAAGGACCUCUUUGCUAAGAUUCGGCAGAGGAGCUGUGAUGGCAACCACGUGGUUCACCUCUCCUACCUUGAGGUUUAUAAUGAAACUGUCAGGGAUCUGCUCUCCCCAGGAAGGCCUCUGGUUCUCAGAGAAGAUAAACAGGGAAUUGUGGCUGCAGGGCUCACUCAGUACCGGGCAUAUUCAACAGAUGAAGUAAUGGCACUGCUUCAACGAGGAAACCAAAACAGAACGACUGAACCAACUCGAGCAAACGAGACCUCCUCACGUUCUCAUGCUAUUCUGCAGGUGGUUGCUGAAUAUCGGGUGAAGGACGCUUCCAUGAAUGUUGUAAAUCGAGUAGGGAAGCUCUCACUGAUUGACCUUGCAGGGUCGGAGAGAGCCCUUGCAACUGAUCAGAGGACACUAAGGUCACUCGAGGGUGCCAAUAUCAACCGCUCCCUCCUUGCUCUGAGCAGCUGCAUCAAUGCCCUUGUUGAGGGAAAGAAACACAUACCUUACCGCAACUCAAAGCUCACCCAACUCCUCAAGGACUCACUAGGGGGAGCAUGCAACACUGUCAUGAUUGCCAAUAUCAGCCCAAGCAAUCUCUCCUUUGGUGAGACCCAGAACACCCUCCAUUGGGCCGACCGUGCCAAGGAGAUCCGCACCAAGGCAUCUGAGGCAAAUGAGGAGUUGAUAGAAGUACCAGAAUGUGAGACAGAUCAGGCUAAACUAUUACUCGAAUUGCAAAAAGAAAACCGUGAGCUGCGAGUACAAUUGGCACGUCAGCAACAGAAGCUACUAACCCUCCAGGCACAGUCAUUGGCUGCAAAUUCCUCACCAAACCCCUCAUCCGUCACCUCUCUGUUGUCUCCCCUCCCACCCUCUUCGGCUCAAGGGAAUGAGAAAAGGCGGGCUAAGUCAUCCAUCUUAGUGGGUAAUUGCUUUACACCGCAAUCCAAGAAGAGGGGGGCUGAUGAGAUGGUCCAAGAGCUUCGACGGACCAUCAAGGGAUUAGAGGCUGAGAUGGGAAGAAUGAAGAAAGAGCAUGCUUUGCAGCUGAAGCAGAAGGACGAUUUCAUCCGCGAGCUUUCACGGAAGAGCAUGAAACCACCAGAAAGAGGGACAACAAGAGCAGGGGAGGGAGGAGGGGUGAAGAGGGUGGUGACAAGGGCAAACAUGCAACCCAAAGAGUCGACUGAGGGUGAGUUGAAGAGCCCAAGUUCUCGCUUUCUAUCACCGGCACCGACGGCUAAGAAGCGGACCUUCUGGGAUAUAACCACGGCUAACAGCCCAUCUGUUGUAACAUUAAAUGGCAGAAAAACCAGAAGCCAUGUUGCAUCUGAAAGUGUAGCAGCAGCACCUUCUAUGCUUCUUCAGCUUGCAUAUCCAUGUUUCUGGUUUGUGUUAAUGUUCGGACCGCAUGUCGUCAAUUGCAUCCUUCAGCCAGGAUUUGCUCGUCAAGGGGCCGGCCCUCCGAAGCGAUAAAGAGGAUGGACACGGGAGGAAGAAAGAAUAAAAAAAUACGAAAGAGAUGAAGGAUGAGAAAUCAAUGUUGUUCAUUUGCGGUUUCUUCCUCAUCCCAUCCUCUCUGCUCGAGCUGGUGGUUUGAAAUGAAAGGAAGAAAAGAUUACUUUCGUUGGUCGUUCGCUUCUCCUGUAUGUCAUAAACGAUAACCAACCAAAUCACAGAAGGUUGUAUUGUUUACUAUGCCAUUCUUUUCUAAAUUGUGUUGUUUAUUUUUCAUCAAGUCCAGAGUGCAUACCAUGUAUAAUUCUUUGACCAAAAGCCCAGUAAUUUAUUAGCAACAUUAAUUCUCAUUA